GAUAAUAAUAAUAAUAAAGGAUAAUGCGCGAUGCCCGUUCUUUCUGUCCUCCGUCGAGCGAUCACCUCAAGUCUGCAGCGCGAUAGAAUGUGUCUCUAAAGAAAUGCAACGUAAUUAUCUGUUGCCUUUCUUGAUGUACGUGGUGCGGUGGUCUACGUUCCAAUUUUAUUAAUAUAUAUAUAUAUAUAUAAAUUUAUUUAGGUACUUCUGAUGAGAAGCAUCAUACUGUUCUGUUUGAUUGAUCCGGAGUGUUAAAGGAAGCAAGCCUUCCUUCUUUUCUCUCUCUUUCUCUUUAAUGCAGCAUUCAUACAGUUCUAUUUUGGAGGUUUCAUGCUGAUGCUGCUGUGUGUGUGCGUCUGUGGGUAUAGUGCCGUUUUUUCCUCUCUGUGGUGGCGCUUUCUUGUGUUGUAAUCUGUAUUAAGAUAUUUAUUUAUUUGUGUGCUUUCAUGGCGAUUCGUCGUCUCACUAAGAAGGAUUAUUUAUCUAUGUUUCUCUCAACGUCGUGUGCGCGUGGGUGUGUUGGAUUGGAGCUUUCAUCGCUUCGGGUCAUAACUGAAGCCGAUCAGCGUGUCCGGGGGUUUUCCCUCCCUUUUAUGAGUUUGAAUGCGAGUUGGUAAAGGCAGCUUUUGCUGCGCCGCGUUGUGAGAGGCGUUGAGGCCUUCCUUGCGAAGAAAAAGAAAGAGAUCUACAUAAGCAAUCACCAACGUAAACGGAAGCACCAGCGUGGGCGCCUUUUUUAAGGAGAGAAAGCGCCGACACGCCAUGGCGAGCCCCUGAACAAGGGAGAGUAGUGACUGGGGUUUUCUUGAUGCGGCAACCGCCUCGUCGCGGUGCCGUUCUAUCGCUACGUGGGGGAUGACCGUGCACGAAUAACAAAAGCCUCCUGUUGCUCUGCGGGGCUUUCAUCCGCUUGAUGCUUCUUGUCUGCACUGCGAUACACGGAAUUGCGGACAUUGGCAUAAUAAAUAAUAAAUGCCCCCUCCAUGCUUGUUGCUGUAUUCCACACGCUAAAGCUGUUUUUUUUUCCUCAACGGACUCGCUUUCAUCUUUCUCCUCCUUAUUGGUAAUAAACAACCCGGACAAAAAUAAAUACGCCUUCACCUUUAUUAAUAGGUUUUCCCAGCAAUCGUCCACCUCCUCACAUUUCUGUGUCGCCCUCCCCCCUCCCCCCCCGCCCACGAAACAACCUCUACUGUUUCUUUCUUUAUUAUUGUCGGUGCUACUUCGCUCACCGGAGCGUGCGUCACUGCCACUCUCCCCUGACCGUCAACGCUGUCUUCGUGCGCGCGUGUGCGUGUGUGUGCGUGUUUGAUUGUACGACGUCGAAGGUCAACCGUACGUCCUGCGUCAACAAGUUCCAUCCAGACUGCGUUGGUGACUCACAUCCUUCCGUCUUUACAGCUAUUGCUUCGAUUACCUCGACCGUUCCCCCUCCCCCCUCCUUUAUCCUAAUGGCCAAGGUUGGAGAAGGUGACCCGCGCUGGAUCGUCAGCGAGCGCACCGACGGCGCCAACGUGAACUCAUGGCACUGGGAGGAGCGCGACCUCUCUCAGCACACCCACGAGCAGCUGAAGGGCGUCUUCGCCAACCGCGACAUCCCCAUCCCGCAGAACCUGUCGAGCGCUGUCGAGUACCUCAAAAUCGAGGAGGUGAGCGAGAUCGCAGGCGACGUGACGGUGGCGCAGCGGAAAGGCAAGAUGAUGUGCUACUUUGAGCUGAAACUGCAGCUCCGCUGGGCCGGCAAGAUGAAGGGCGAUGACACGGUCAUCCGCGGGAAAAUGGACGUCGCCGAGGUCGACCACGAUGAGUUCAAAAACGACUACGAUAUCACCGUCACGUGCCAGGAGAACAGCCAGAAUGCGCAGACGCUGGAGGCGGUCGUGCGGGAGGCCGGCCGUGCGACGGUGCGCCAGGAGAUCGAGAAGUACUUUGCGAAGGUCUUCGAGGACUACCACAUCGGCAAGCAGCUGAAGAGCGGGGCGGCGAUGCCUCCGCCGCCCACGACGACCGCCGCUACUGCCUCCAACGCCGCGUCCACUGCAGGCCGCAAACCAGCCCCGUCGGACAAGUCUGGCAGCGUCGCAAAAAGCACCGAGGCGACGUCGUUUUCGUGGAAGAUGCGCUGGGGGGUGCCGAUGGAGGAGCUGUACGCCACGCUGACCGACGCGCGCCGUGCCAGCGCCUACACGCGCAGCGCCGCCACCAUGGACGUGAAGGCGGGUGGUCAGUUCAGCUUCCUCGGCGGUGUCAUCAGUGGCUACUACGUCGACGUGCAGCCGCCCGCGGUGCUGAAGCAGCAGUGGCGCCUCGGCAGCUGGCCCGUCGGCGUGCACAGCUCGGUGGUGCUGCAGCUCGAGAAGGAGGAGCCGGGCGUGACGGUGCUGCACUUUGCGCAGUCCGGCAUUCCGGCCGGCCAGCUGCAGAGCGUGCAGGAGGGCUGGCGUGCGAACUUCUUUGACGCGAUCAAGGUGGUCUUUGGCUACUCGCUGGAGUACCUGUAG
Molecule: messenger RNA, 2501 nt
Organism: Leptomonas pyrrhocoris
Lineage: Eukaryota; Euglenozoa; Kinetoplastea; Trypanosomatida; Trypanosomatidae
Exons: 1
Coding region: 1452-2501 (349 amino acids)
Biological process (GO): positive regulation of ATP-dependent activity; protein folding
Cellular component (GO): cytosol
Molecular function (GO): ATPase activator activity; protein-folding chaperone binding
Source: RefSeq, a predicted model, not a curated record